This is a messenger RNA of Malurus melanocephalus (red-backed fairy wren), 2702 nucleotides long. RefSeq names its product kelch like family member 10 (gene KLHL10). The record is from RefSeq and is a predicted model, not a curated record. Lineage: Eukaryota; Metazoa; Chordata; Aves; Passeriformes; Maluridae. The transcript is spliced from 5 exons. The coding region runs from base 759 to 2615 and encodes 618 amino acids. Gene Ontology annotation, molecular function: protein binding.
GUUCGGUGGUUGCUGGGGUCGGGGAAUUCACCCGCGCUCCGUGCACGCCCGCAGCCACUCUGACCUGCGUUCUGAUCUGCUCCUUCCCGCGACGAGCCGGGAAGGAGAAAGAUGUAUUAAAAAAAUAAUAAWAAAAAAGGAUAAAAUAGUCGCCGGCGGGGCYGUUCGUGGCCGCAGGGCAGUGAACCACUCCGCGGCGCCGGGAAGACUGAGUCACAGAACCCUGGCGAGGGGAAAGCCCGCAAAGAACCAUCCCCCAGCAUCGCCGCCACCAACCGAUGUCCCUUGGUGCCACACCCACAAGACUUUAAACUCCUCCAGGGAUGAGGAUCCACCACUGCUGCCUUUGGACAGCCCCUUGGGGGAAAAUAAUUUCCAACAUACAACCUAAAGCUCCCCCGGCACAACUUCAGUGACCAAUCAGCAGGGACAGUGUGUGUGACAGCACUGACAUGAGCUGGACAAUACCUCAGCUUCCUGCUGGGAGAGGUGGCACAAGACACCUGAGCAGAGCCCACGCUUGGAGGCUAUUAUAUCCCAGUGAAAUCUUACUGAAAAGCUGCUGGAGGAUGGAUCACAGGCUGGUUUUUCUCCAAGUGACCAUCAAUCAACACAGAGCACGUCUGGAUCCAGCACAACCCGGGCUGUAGRGAAGCAAAAGCUGAGGGCAACCACAGAAUGCUGGGCCUGGGUCAACCCUGCCCCUGUGAUGUCAUUAUGGGGCACAAUCCACAACCAGCUAGGGAGCUCAGUGCUGGAUGUUUGGGGACAACACCAGAGUGCUACACACACCUCAGCAAGGUCCACUGCCUCUGGCUCCAACCAAAUAUUCAUCCUCCAGCAUGGAGAGGAAGAUGAGCGAUAGGAGUUGCAGCAUCUCCAAUGAGCUCCGCCUGGAAGGGAGAUUCUGUGAUGUGAUCAUCAGUGCGGAAGGGGUGGAAUUCAAGGCUCACAAGCUCAUCCUCUCAUGCUGCAGUAUCUACUUCAGGACUCUGUUUACCAACUGGGACACCGCAGACAAGAUGGUCUAUCACAUCCCUGGCAUUUCAGCUGAAAUGAUGGGGCUCAUCAUCAAUUACGCCUACACCGGGACAGUACCGAUCACGGAGGACAAUGUUGAGAGUUUGCUAGCUGCAGCAGAUCAGUUCAAUGUCAUGGGCAUCGUCAGCCUGUGCUGUGAGUUCCUCAGUUCCAGGCUGUGCUUUGAGAAUUGCAUUGGCAUUUGCAGACUCACUGACUAUUACCACUGCCCCGACCUGCGCGCAGCUGCCUGCGUGUACAUCCUGCAUCACUUCGAGGAGGUGUCCCAGGUGUCCGAGGAGUUCCUAGAUCUCACUGCCGAGGAGCUGGCACACAUCAUUGAGAAGGAUGAGCUUAACGUGCGGCGAGAAGAAGCCGUGUUCGAGGCUGUGCUGAGGUGGAUAUCUCAUGACCCGCAGAACAGGAGGCAGCACAUCGCCUGCUUGCUGAGCAAGGUUCGACUGGCACUCCUACAAUCCGACUACUUCAUGAACAACGUCAAAGCUCACGAGUACGUCAAGGACAAUGCCAACUGCAAAGAUCUCAUCAUCAGUGCCCUGUCUGAAAUCUACGACCUGAACUCCUACGGCCAGAGCUCCUCGGUCAACGCCAACCCACUCACCCGGCCGCGCCUGCCCUACGCCAUCCUCUUCGCCAUCGGGGGCUGGAGCGGGGGCGGCGCCACCAGCGCCAUCGAGACCUACGACGGCCGCACUGACAAGUGGCUGAACAUUCCCUGGGAGCAAGAGAGCCCCGUUGCCUAUCACGGCUCGGCUUAUUUGAAAGGCCACGUCUACGUUAUCGGCGGAUUUGAUGGCACGGAUUAUUUCAACAUCGUCAAACGGUUUGAUCCACUCCAGAAGACAUGGCAGCAGGUAGCACCCAUGCACUCACGGCGCUGCUACGUUAGCGUCACCGUUGUGGACAGCUUCAUCUAUGCCAUGGGAGGGUUCGAUGGCUACAUGCGGCUCAACACAGCAGAGCGCUAUGACCCAGACACCAACCAGUGGACCCUGAUCACCCCCAUGCACGAGCAGAGGAGCGACGCCAGUGCAACCACACUGAAUGGAAAGGUGUACAUCUGUGGUGGGUUUGAUGGCGAUCAGUGCCUCAGCUCAGCUGAAGUGUUCAACCCCACCACAAACCAGUGGUCCCUGAUCGCCCCAAUGAGCAGCAGGAGAAGCGGAGUUGGGGUGAUGGCAUACGGGAACCAGGUGUAUGCGGUUGGAGGGUUUGAUGGGAACAGCCGGCUCCAGAGCGUGGAAGCGUACAACCCCAUCGCCAACGCCUGGCACGCCGUGCCCUCCAUGCUAAAUCCACGCAGCAACUUUGGCAUUGAGGUGAUGGAUGGCCUGUUGUUCGUGGUUGGGGGCUUUAAUGGGUUCAGCACCACYGUUGCCACCGAGUGCUACGAGGAAGAUACCAAUGAGUGGUACGACGCCCACAGCAUGGGCAUCACCCGCAGCGCCGUCAGCUGCUGCGUGGUGCCAGGGCUCUCCAACGUCAUGGAAUACAUCGCUAGGCAACACUACUACCAGCACAGCUCCUCCAUGGACAUCUUGUUCAGCAGUUCAACUCGCAGCUCGCCGUUGUAAAUAGUUCCCCUUAGCUAGGAGUGUUGUGAUCAGCCAUCACUGGAUGCUUGUGUAAAUAGUUCUGCGUAUUUAAUAAAGUCUUCUGAG